AUGACUGCCCACCUCUGCAAGCAGAUCUACGCUUCCUGGCGCCAGACUCGACAGCCUUCUCCCGAACUGGCUAUGCCAAACCAGACUCCUUCGGCUUUCAUGCGCCCAGUCUCACGAUCCCCUUCACCUCCUGCUCAGCGCUCUGAGCGACGUCCCUCGAACGCCUCAGAAUCAGACUGGACCAACAAUGGCCGUCAUUAA
Messenger RNA from Fusarium sp. VM40, 201 nucleotides. Lineage: Eukaryota; Fungi; Ascomycota; Sordariomycetes; Hypocreales; Nectriaceae. The record is from the annotation of a GenBank genome assembly.